Acanthoscelides obtectus is the source of this 504-nucleotide messenger RNA. The record is from the annotation of a GenBank genome assembly. NCBI's taxonomy places the organism in Eukaryota, Metazoa, Arthropoda, Insecta, Coleoptera, Chrysomelidae.
AUGCAUUCUAAAAUUAGGGAUAAAAGGAGACCACUCACUGAACGAGAGCUGCAAGAGAUCGUCGACAAUUUCUCUGAUUUCGAUGAGAAUAUAGUAGACUUUGCAGAUGAAAGCGAACUAGAAGAAGAAGUUAUUCAUAAAUCUGAGCAACCUGCCGUUGAGGACUCGGACUAUACACACGAAUUGGAGAAUCAAGCAGAUGAGUUCUUUUAUAUGUACAUUGGAAAGGACGAAGAGAAUGUUUGGAAAAGCACUCCUGUGAGUUUUACCAGUAAAACUAGGUCUAAAAAUAUAAUCAAGAUAUUACCAGGUUCAAAAGUAGCUGCGAAAACUGUGUCAAAUCAUUUAGAGUCUAUUUAUAUAUUUAUUUCCAAUGAGAUGAUUGACAAUAUCAUAACAUGCACAAAUUUAUAUAUAGAAAAUAAAAAACAAAAUAUUGCAAGAGAUAGAGAUUGCAACAUAACUUCGUCCACGGAGAUCCAGGCAUUAUUCGGCGCGUUAUAA